GCCCACCGGCAAUACCUGAUCACCGUCUUGGCCCCGCUGGUCCUCCUCCCAUUGCCCCUGGCUCUUCCUUACAAGGAGGCGCAAUGCGGCUACACCAUCAUCCUGAUGGCCCUCUUCUGGUGCACCGAGGCCCUUCCGCUGGCGGUCACCGCUCUCCUGCCGGUCCUCUUCUUCCCACUCAUGGGCAUCAUGGACUCCACAUCGGUGUGCAAGGAGUACCUGAAGGACACCAACAUGCUCUUCUUGGGCGGCCUGCUGGUGGCCAUUGCCGUGGAGCACUGCAACCUCCACAAGCGCAUUGCUUUGCGCGUCCUGUUGAUCGUCGGGGUUAGGCCUGCUUUGCUCCUGAUGGGCUUCAUGGGUGUCACGGCCUUCCUCUCCAUGUGGAUCAGCAACACAGCCACCACUGCCAUGAUGGUCCCCAUCGCCCAGGCCGUUUUGGACCAGCUCCACCAGUCUGAGCAGAGAAAGAUGGAGGCCAAGCCGACGCAAAAUGGAAGCGCCAACCCGGCCUUCGAAUUGCAGGAACCGGACAACGGGCAAGCGAAUGGCCACGUGGUGACCAUAGAGAAGGAGAAGCUGCCCGAAGACCAGCGCCAGCUAGAGAAGAAGCACCGCAACCUCUCCAAGGGCAUGAGCCUUUCGGUGUGCUACUCGUCCAGCAUCGGGGGACUGGCCACGCUGACUGGCACCACCCCGAACCUGGUGCUGAAGGGCCAGAUGGACGAGCUGUUUCCUGACAACCACAACGUGGUCAACUUUGCCUCCUGGUUCGGCUUUGCUUUCCCCACCAUGGUCAUCCUCCUGGUCCUCUCCUGGUUCUGGCUGAUGGUGAUGUUCCUGGGCUUUGACUUCAAGAAGAAUUUCGGCUACAGGGCCAGUGCAUCGGAGCAAAUGCACUCGGACACGGCCUACGAUGUAAUCCGCAGGGAACACCGGUCCCUCGGCCCCAUGAAGUUCUCCGAAGGCACUGUCCUCGGCCUCUUCAUCUUCCUCGUCCUCCUCUGGUUCACCCGGGAACCCGGGUUCAUGCCCAGCUGGGCAAAUGCCCUCUUCAGCAGGGAUGGGGUGAGUUACGUGACGGACGCCACGGUGGUCAUCUUCAUCGCACUGCUCAUGUUCUUUGUUCCUUCUGAGAUUCCCCGCUGUGGCUCACGGAGCCGGCGGCAGGAAGAGGGCACGAAGGAGAUCCAAGUGACCCCGGCCCUCCUGGACUGGCCGACCGUCCACAAGAAGAUGCCCUGGAACAUCAUCAUCCUUUUGGGGGGAGGAUUCGCCUUGGCCAAAGGCAGCGAGGUCUCUGGUCUCUCUGAAUGGCUGGGGAGCAAACUGACGCCUUUGCAGAGCAUCCCGCAUCCCGCCAUCGUAUUCCUCCUGUGCCUUUUGGUUGCCGCCUUCACCGAAUGCACCAGCAACGUGGCCACCACCACCCUCUUCCUCCCCAUCUUGGCUUCCAUGGCCCAGGCCAUCUGCCUCAACCCACUGUACGUGAUGCUGCCCUGCACCUUGGCUGCCUCCCUGGCCUUCAUGCUUCCGGUGGCCACUGCCCCCAAUGCCAUCGUCUUCUCCUACGGACAGCUGCGGGUCAUGGACAUGGUUAAAGCCGGAUGCAUGCUCAACCUCUUAGGGGUGCUGACCAUCACCUUUGCCAUCAACACCUGGGCCUUCCCCUUGUUCGACCUCCACCAUUUCCCGUCCUGGGCCAACGGCACCAACGGCCAGUGCUGACCACCCGGGGAGGGACGCUCUUCCGAUGGGGGAGCCAUCGCUUUAGCCCAGGCCCCGUUGCUCCUCGCUCAGCCUUUUGGGCGGUCAAGGGGUCAUUUCGAGAGCAAAUCUCAGGGGCUGCAGGGCUGC
Messenger RNA from Sceloporus undulatus (fence lizard), 1857 nucleotides. It is a transcript of the gene SLC13A2, whose product is annotated as solute carrier family 13 member 2. The transcript has 12 exons. Gene Ontology annotation, cellular component: membrane. The coding region runs from base 106 to 1728 and encodes 540 amino acids. Gene Ontology annotation, molecular function: transmembrane transporter activity. Gene Ontology annotation, biological process: monoatomic anion transmembrane transport. Lineage: Eukaryota; Metazoa; Chordata; Lepidosauria; Squamata; Phrynosomatidae. The record is from RefSeq and is a predicted model, not a curated record.